AUGAAACCACGACUACAACCGCAUUGGCGGCCGUCCUUUGGUACCUUCAGACCCCAUUCACAAAUACGCUUCGCCAGCCGCCUGCGCGCUCGUCUCGAUAUCCCUCCUCCAUUCCCCGUCACGAAAUCAUGUCCCGAACCCAGUUGCGAUUGUCCGCCCACGCCCGCGAUGCCAAAAGGACUCCCGAUUGACUAUGAACAACCAUUGAAUGGAACCAUGGCUGCGUAUGCGCAACAGUUGCUGGUCUGUACCGGGCAGCGGGAUUGGACUAGUCGCAUUGAGGAUGACGGGAAGGAGGAGAGUUGGGGAAAUCUUGCGAGGGGAUUGAAGAAGUUACUUGGGCGUGGUGGUCCUUAUGCUGAUCCAUUCAAUAAUAUCCUUGUUUCAAAUUCCUCAUUGACCGCGUCCUCAUCCUCGUCGUCCGCUUCGGCCUUUCUCUUCCCCAGCUUCAAAUACUUCCCGUCGAUUCCCGUCGACGCCAACGACGCAGCAAAUCCUGGUUUAUCACAAUUCGUCCAAGCCUUCCUCCUCCCUGAGAAACUCCACCCCAUGCAAGAAUCCUCCCUCCCUGAAUCUAAACGCGACCAACUAGUCCGUGUUCCAAACCUAGCAUCUCAGUUUCCCGGCGCAAUCGACAUCCACCAGUCCCCCGUGAUACUCAUCUGCGGCCACCGCGGCCGCGACAUGCGCUGCGGAGUUAUGGCACCAAUCCUGGAAUCCGAAUUCGACCGUAUUCUCUCCGCGCGCGGGUUUUCUACUUCCGUUAGUGAUAGCAAGACAGUCGACAACCCCGAGCACGCCCAUAUCGGACUGAUCAGCCAUGUCGGGGGACACAAGUAUGCUGGGAAUGUAAUCAUCUAUGUUCCACCCAGGAUGAAGAUGCGCGAUGGUGCUUCUAACCCGCUGGCCGGGAAGGGGAUUUGGUAUGGACGUGUUGAACCAAGACAUGUUGAGGGUAUUGUCGAGGAGACUGUUUUUGGGGGGAAGGUGGUUACGGAUCAUUUUCGGGGUGGGAUUGGGAAAGAUGGAGAAAUUUUACGGUUGUAG
This is a messenger RNA of Aspergillus chevalieri, 1047 nucleotides long. RefSeq names its product sucrase/ferredoxin-like domain-containing protein. The record is from RefSeq and is a predicted model, not a curated record. The transcript has 2 exons. The coding region runs from base 1 to 1047 and encodes 348 amino acids. NCBI's taxonomy places the organism in Eukaryota, Fungi, Ascomycota, Eurotiomycetes, Eurotiales, Aspergillaceae.